Symbiodinium sp. CCMP2592 is the source of this 960-nucleotide messenger RNA. Lineage: Eukaryota; Dinophyceae; Suessiales; Symbiodiniaceae. The record is from the annotation of a GenBank genome assembly.
AUGCCCGCGUCGUGUGUGUUCGAGCAGCUGGCUGCGGGGGAGCCGUCGCCGAAGCGCCGACGCACCGAGGAGGCCGCCGAGCCAGCAGCCCAGCCGGCAGCCAUGGAGCCCGCAGAGGCAGCGCCUGCAGAGGCAGCGCCCGCGAUUUUGGUCCACGGGGUGCGCUGCAGCCACCUGGUGGCCGACUACUACAUUGUCAAGGAAGUCGAGAAGAUGCUCGACUACCUGCGGGGUGGCGAGGCCUUUCCCGAGCUGUUGGAGAUCGUUUUGUGCAUUGAGUCGACGAGCCCCCCUUUGGGUACCUUCUAUGGAAUGCAGUUGAAGCCGGAGAACCGCUCCCAGGUGCCGAGCACCUGCGCUCAGCUGCGCCUGAAGUUGACCUUCGAGCAGCCUGCCGCGGAGCCAGACGCCGAGCCCGCAGACCAGGAGCCCGCCCAGACCGUCCGCAUCUUCGGCGAGCAGGGCUUCGACGUCGAGAUCAAGGACGGAUGCCUCGGUCGGGUUUUGGGCGACCUCUACCACGCCGGGAAGGUCCUGGAGGGGCUCUGCUUCGAGGUCACUUUGCAUCUCUUCAAGGACAGCCGCAAGCUGGGCACGCCCCAGAUCGUCGAGAAUGUGGUCUUGAACAUGGUGGAGGACCGGCGCAGCGGCAAGGCCUUCGAUGUGAAUGGCACCAUCGCGAAGGUGACGCGGGUCACGAUGCUGCUGGACAUCGGGGCCACUCGGCUCAACGGCUUUUGGGGCAUGUGGAUGGGCGACGGCCAGCGCGAGAUCAUCAGCGACUUCGAGGUGCUCCUCAAGGCCGACCCCGCGCCUUACGGCAUAGAGUAUGUGGACAUUGUCGAGGGGGGGGAUCUUCUUACCUUCGAGCAGUACGAUUCGAACACAAAGACCCUCCGCUGCGAGGGCGGGCAGGACGUGCCCCUGAGCCAGGUGCUCGCACUCCUUUGCGACAUGUGA